UUUUCAACGAGUGGGUGAAGGAGCUUGUACGCGCAGCCAGUCGAGGUGUAAAGCAUACCAGCGGUCGUAGGGAGGUCAGACAGCAGUAACAACAUCACAACCAGUUACAACUGAGGGCAACAAUUGGUGUUGCUCUGCGUGUGGGGAUGGAUGUCCUAACGUGUCCAACUGCAGCAGGUUCCUAGGCAUGAGUGUGAGUUCGCGUUGGACAACUAUAAAGCGUGCGUCACUGUGUAGAACGUGCCUCCGCAAGCACCCAGGUGCAUGCCCUGUAACUACGUUGUGCGGAGUAAAUGGGUGCGAACGCCGUCAUCAUCAGUUGUUACACUCGUCCGGUAGCAGCCAACUAUUAUCAGACAUCCCGCCAGAAUUGAGUCGAGUCAACACCAGCUGUAACGUGCAUUCUGCUACUUCCGGAGGAGUUAUGUUCAAGUAUGUGCCGGUUACGUUAUAUGGGAAUGGGAAGAAGGUUGAUACUAUCGCUAUUUUAGAUGACGGAUCGUCGGCAACGUUUAUGGAACAUGACUUGCUGAGACAGCUAGGCAUCAGUGGCAAGCAUCGUCCAUUAUGCAUAUCGUGGACCGGUAACCAAAGCAGGGUUGAAGACGAGUCCGUAGAAUUAUCUGUUAAGAUAUCUGGCGUUGGGUCAUCUUUCAUAUAUGACAUGAACACGGUCCAUACAGUUCGUACCCUUGGCUUAUGUGAUCAAUCAGUAGAACCGAGGCAAUUAGCCACUCAGUAUAGCCAUUUGAGAGGUCUUCCACUACCAUUAUAUCAAAAUGCCUCGGCGAAGGUCCUAAUUGGCAUUGAUAAUUGCUUCUUGAGCCAAACCCUUAAAACGGUCGAAAGAGGGACAAACGAGCCGUCAGCAUCAAAAACCCGACUUGGAUGGGUAGUUUACGGGCCAUGCUCAAGUAGCGCAUCAGAUUGUAACCGGUACGACGGAAAUACAUUUAUGAACGUCCAUAUCUGCCCCUGCAAUAAAAAAAAAGACGAUGAGAUGGAUCUGGCUCUAAAAGAAUACUUCUCUUUAGAAUCGCUAGGAGUAUAUCGACCAAUGAAACAAUUGCGCUCUGAUGACGAAGAACAUGCGCUUAAAAUUCUUUCCUCGAAUGUUCGGUUGGUAGAUGGGCAUUUCGAAGCGAGCCUUCUGUGGAAGUACGACACAAUAAAACUUCCUGAUAAUAAAGCGAUGGCUUUGAGGCGUCACGAAUGUCUGGAGAGAAAACUGCGCCGUAACCCAGAACUGAAUAAAGCCAUGCACUCCAAAAUUGCAGAGUACGAACAAAAGGGGUACAUCAGAAAGCUUUCACCGAUAGAACAAAGCAGCAAAAAGUCAAAUGACUGGUUCCUACCGAUUUUUCCUGUCACGAACCCGAACAAACCUGGCAAGAUACGAGUAGUAUUUGAUGCUGCUGCAAAGGUGAAUGGGGUCAGCCUAAACUCGUUUUUACUGACCGGACCGGAUCAACUUGUAGGACUGCUCACGGUUCUUUAUAAAUUUCGGGAAUAUAAGGUAGCAGUGACCGGUGACAUUCGAGAAAUGUUUUUUCAAGUGCGGAUGAACCCGCGAGACCAACGAAGUCAAAUGUUUCUCUGGAAUGAUGGAGAAAUUGGAAGCACUCCUCAACAAUAUGUGCUACAGGUUAUGACGUUUGGUGCAGCAUGUUCUCCAAGCACCGCGCACUAUGUAAAAAAUCUGAACGCAGAAAGAUUUGAAGAACAAUAUCAAAGGGCAGUCGAAUGCAUCAAAUAUGAGCACUACGUUGAUGACAUGCUCUCUAGUAUAGAAACUGAAGAUGAAGCUAUCCAAUUAGCACAGGAAGUUUGCUUCAUUCACUCACAAGGCGGAUUUGAGAUCCGUAAUUGGUUGUCCAAUUCAUCAAAGGUUAAAGCUGCAAUGAACCGGGUUGAGCCUGGAGCAGAAGCACCCGUCGAAGUUGAACUUGCGACAGAGAAAGUACUCGGCAUGUGGUGGAACACGGAGACGGAUGUGUUCACGUUUAAAAUCUCUCCACGAUAUGAGCCGCAUACAUUACUACAAGGACGAGUACCUACAAAGAGAGAGAUUUUGAAAAUACUCAUGUCUAUAUAUGAUCCUCUGGGGCUAAUUGGUCACCUUCUCAUGUACCUGAAGAUCCUGCUGCAAGAAGUGUGGCGCGCAAAGACUCAAUGGGAUGAAGAAAUUUCUGGUAGUUUGCUUGUGAAAUGGCAAACAUGGGUAUCCGUUCUGCCUAGUUUACAAUUUGUGAGCAUACCGAGGUGUUACCGGCAGGCCACGCAUUUAAAUCAAUGUCACAUAGAACUUCACAUCUUCUGCGACGCCAGUGAGAACGGGAUGGCCGCUGUAGCCUACUUUAGAUUCGAAAGAGACGGGCUGAUAGAAUGUGCAUUGGUGGGCUCAAAAACUAAAGUUGCACCGAUAUCCUUCACAUCCAUACCAAGGUUAGAGCUUCAAGCGGCAGUCAUAGGAACACGAUUGGCCCAAACAAUAAAAAGCUCGCAUCGUCUGCAAAUCACUCGUGAAGUGUAUUGGACGGAUUCACGAACCGUCAUUAGCUGGAUUAAUGCAGAUCACCGAAAGUAUAGCCAAUUCGUUGCCGUACGCAUCAGCGAAAUUGUGGAAACCUCUAAUGCUGUAGAUUGGAACUGGGUGUCCACGAAAAUGAACGUAGCCGAUGAAGGGACAAAAUGGCAAAAGGUUCCGGAACUCGGGCCCACCAGCAGAUGGUUCCGCGGUCCCGAUUUCCUAUGGAAAUCGACCAGUGAGUGGCCAAAAAAGGAAAUGGAACCGGGUGCAACGGACGAAGAAAUACGCCACAAAUUACUGCACCACUCGAUGUAUAUGCCACUAUUAGAGUUCACUCGUUUUUCUAAGUGGCAGCGACUGCUACGAGCAGUUGCAUACGUAUACCGCUUCAUAACAAAUUGUCGAAAGGGUAAACUAAAACAACGAGGAGAGCUUACGCAGGAUGAACUGGUACAAGCUGAAAAUGCAAUCUAUCGACAAGCUCAGAGAGACGAAUAUGCGGAUGAAAUCGGGAUGUUAAGCGAUAUCGAGCUACAAUGUCAGCCUUGGAAAAAGCCACUCAAAAAGACUAGCCCGCUAUACCAACUGAGCCCUUUCAUCGAUGAACACAAAGUCCUGCGAAUGAAGGGAAGAAUCGAGAAAUGCAUGUGGGUUGGCGAUGACACCAAACGACCGGUGAUAAUUCCAAAUAACCACUAUGCCACCGAACUAAUAAUCAGUUGGUAUCACGAGAAAUAUCGGCACGCGAACCAUCAAACAGCACUCAAUGAAAUUCGACUUAAAUAUCACGUUCCGAAGCUCAAGAGCACUUAUAGCCGAGUAAGACGCUGUUGUCAAUACUGCAAGGUAUAUAAAACCGCUCCACAAAAUCCUGCUAUGGGAGACCUCCCGUACCAACGGCUAGCUGCCUACCAGCAUCCAUUUUCUUACACCGGGAUCGACUACUUCGGACCGAUGAUAGUAGCAGUCGGAAGAAGAACCGAAAAACGCUGGGGGGUGAUUUUCACCUGCCUCACUACCAGAGGAAUACACAUCGAGGUUGCGCAUAGUCUUUCUACAGACUCGUGUAUUUUCGCGAUCCGCAAUUUCACCGCUAGAAAGGGACUGCCACUGGAGUUCGUUAGUGAUAGAGGCACCAAUUUUGUAGGCGCAUCUCGUGAACUGAAGGAAGCUGCUGCACUGAUUGAUGUGGACCGGUUGAUGGCAGAGUUUGUGCAACCCGGGACAAAGUGGGUUUUUAACCCACCUGCAGCACCGCAUUUUGGUGGGUCAUGGGAGAGAUUGAUCCAAUCAAUAAAAAAGACGCUUGCCUCCUUUGACCUUCCUCAUCACCCCACCGAUGAGCUAUUACGGGCUAGGUUGAGUGAAGUGGAGCUGAUUGUUAACUCACGACCCCUGACAGAAAUUCCACUCGAAGAUGAAGCUGAAUCUCCCUUAACGCCAAAUCAUUUCAUUUUAGGCAGUUCGAACGGAAGCAAGCCUCCGCUACCCUUUGACGAUUCCACUCCGUCCGUGCGUAAAUCCUGGAAAUCAGCACAACAGUUUGCAGACAUGUUUUGGAAGAGAUGGGUAAUCGAGUACCUACCAACACUAACGAAGCGAUCGAGAUGGUACAAGCAGACGAAACCAUUAGAUGAAGGCGACUUGGUAUUGGUUGCGGAUGGAAACAACCCGCGGAACUGCUGGCCUAGGGGACGAAUUGUAAAGGUGUAUCGAGCUGCUGACAAUCAAGUGCGGCGCGUAACUAUACAGACAAAUAGUGGUUUGUUAGAUAGACCGGCAGUAAAUGUUGCUAUAUUGGAGGUCGGCACAACGAAGCUAAGUCGCUGAGAGCGACUUACCGGGGGGGAGAAUGUUACGA
Anopheles merus is the source of this 4391-nucleotide messenger RNA. RefSeq lists its product as uncharacterized. The record is from RefSeq and is a predicted model, not a curated record. The transcript is spliced from 2 exons. Gene Ontology annotation, molecular function: nucleic acid binding. Bases 188 to 4360 code for a protein of 1390 amino acids. Gene Ontology annotation, biological process: DNA integration. NCBI's taxonomy places the organism in Eukaryota, Metazoa, Arthropoda, Insecta, Diptera, Culicidae.